GGAAUUGUUUAGCCACAAAACGCACGCGCUCUUUCUGGUUCGGCCAAACAUCGUUUGCAUCGGAGUCCGUGAUGGUUUCACACCUCGAGGACACCAAGUCGUAUGCGGAGCAAAACCCUAGACCCAAUACCCCUCUUCUCGCCGCCGGCAACAGCAACGGCGACGGUAUUCAACCUACGAAGAAGAACUUGAUUCCCAGCGAUGGCGGUGCAGAGGAGGAAAAUCGGAUUCAAAGAAGCGGCGCCGGCGAAUCAAAGCGUCAUCGGGAUCUCGAUCGGUAUUACAGCAUUAACAUCUCGAGUUGUUCGAAAAGGGAACUACACGAGCACAAGACGAGGCUUGCCUGGGAACUCGAGCAGGUUCGGAACAUGAUAAGAUGGGUCGGUGGCUCGUCGGCCGGAAACCAGACGAGAUUGCCGCCCAAGAAGAAAGCCAAGAAGGCGGAAGACCUGCGAUCGGAGUCGGAGAAGGGAUUUGCCGCCAUGAUGAGGAAGUGUCUUGAGAUUGUGAACAAAAUCAUGAAACAGAGAGGCGCGAGUUGGUUCAACGCUCCCGUUGAUGUGCUUGGAUUAGGGCUAUACGAUUACCAUCAAAUCAUCAAGAUCCCGAUGGAUUUGGGCACCGUGAAGGCAAAUUUGAGCAAAGGGUUUUACCAGUGCCCGACGGAGUUCGCCGCCGACGUGAAGCUGACCUUUGAUAACGCGAUGCUGUACAAUCCCCCAGAGCACGUCGUCCACGGACUCGCCAAGCAACUCAUGGUGAAGUUCGAGAGGAUGUAUUAUCCGGCGUACGAGGUUUACAAGAAGCGGAUAGGAUUGGGGGAGGUGUGGAAGAGGAGGGUGAUGACGGUGGAGGAGAAGGAUGGUCUGAGAGAGAGGUUGGAGGGGUUGGGGAUGGAGGAGAUGGCGGAGGUGAUCGAGAUGCUGAGGAAGCGAGACGUGAAGAUGAGGGCGAACGGGGAUGAGAUCGAGCUCCAAUUUGAGGAUUUGGAUAAUGAUACGCUCUGGGUCAUUGGAUCUCUUUCUUCUUAACAAGCACGGGCAGACGAAACCCAUACUCACUAAUGAUAUUAAUAAUAAUAUCGAGAAAAAUAUUAAUGACGCUCAAAAUGAAAAUUUAAAUAAUGAUAAUAAUAACAGUGAUAAGGUAAUUAUGGAUGGGUUGAGUAGCAGUUAUUUUUUGAGAAUAUAAUUUUUUUUUUAUUUUGUGAAUAAAUGAGAAUGUGAUUUUGUUUGGGUUUUUGGGCAGUUGGAAGUGGUGGUGGAGAAGAAAGGGGAAGAAGGUGUGGAGAGUGAAAAGAAGGAGAGUAGUGGGAGCAGCAGCAGCAGUAGUAGCUCUGGAAGUUCGUCAUCAUCUUCUUCUUCUUCUUCAUCAAGUGAUUCAGAAUCAGAAUCAGGGAGGUCUUUAGUUAGUGAUCCUGUGCAGCAGACAAUGCGUUCCCAGGUUUGAAUCCUGGUGGUUUUAAAUGGGAUUCAUGUAAUACGAGAGAGAGUAGAGGUGUGUUAAGACUUAAGAGGAGCGUCUGAUAUAACAAUAGGAAAUUUCAUUUGUACAGUUGAAGUUGUUCAAAGAUGGAGUUUUUUUUUUUUAAUUUUAUUUUAACUGAUUUAUAUUGUUUUCUGUUUUUAUGUCGAGUUUUUUAUUUUUUUUUAAUUUUUUCCUUAAGCAUUCUGAAAAUGUAGGAAUAAUAAUAGAAGAGAACUUAUGUCCAAGGAAUGGGAAACAUGGCUUU
This is a messenger RNA of Dioscorea cayenensis subsp. rotundata (Guinea yam), 1732 nucleotides long. RefSeq names its product transcription factor GTE7-like. Gene Ontology annotation, molecular function: protein binding. The coding region runs from base 72 to 1031 and encodes 319 amino acids. The record is from RefSeq and is a predicted model, not a curated record. The transcript is spliced from 2 exons. NCBI's taxonomy places the organism in Eukaryota, Viridiplantae, Streptophyta, Magnoliopsida, Dioscoreales, Dioscoreaceae.